UGGAAUCCACUUCUUCCUCUCCCUUCCGCUCCAAAGAUGAUUGAGAGGGCACUCGCAGCAGCUUGGUUGAAGAAGAUUUGAGGGUUGCACGGCUACAUGUAGGAUUUAGUAAAUUCUUUAAAUUUGCAUUUAGCAAAUUCUAAGGGCUUCGGGGGUGGCAGAGGAAGCUGAUUCUGCGGCGAAGGAAGAGGCAGACCCUUGCAGAUCUUACUACCUUCGAGAACGGACAUUGGAAAACUUUGGGCGGACCUUCGCGUGCAGAUCUUUUAGUCUUUGCGCCAAAUACUCGUGAAGGGAAGAAUUCCUCACAUCGUCGACUUCCACUUCGCUUCGUCCAGUCUGAAACCCUAACUGGAGCUAGCUUUGAAGGGAGCGACAGGGUGGCUGUUCGAAGAAGAAGACCUUUGAAACUCCAAUCUUUCGCCCCCUUUUGCUCUUUUCCUACGUGAAACAUUGCUAAGCGGUAUUUCUGGCAGUUUGAUUGUGGCUAAAGCUGCUAGGUUGCACAAUGACUUGGUGCAAUCAUUGCGAAUCUGAAUCUACCGCUGUUCGGGAUUGUGAUAGUGGAAACCUUUGCUGUAAUGCUUGUGGAAAGAUUAUUGAUCGUGAUGUUUAUUUUAAGGGUGCUACAUUCGAAAAAUCAAGCAGUGGCCAGAGCAGGUUAUCUGGUAACAUUCUCCGCAGUGUUGCUGGUGCAUAUUCACUGUCACGCCAGAAAACUUUGGACAAGGGGAGAGAUGAGAUUAGUAACAUUCUGCUUCAUCUGAAUGUAGGAAGUGGGGAAUCUUUAAUCAAUAGAGCUCAUAAUUUAUAUAAAAUAGCAGUAGAAAAGAAUUUUACGAAAGGACGUAAAACAUCUCAUGUUGCAGCUGCUUGCCUAUAUAUUGCUUGCCGGCAGACUGAAAAAGCCUAUCUUCUUAUUGACUUUUCAGAUUAUUUGAAGAUAAACGUUUAUGUGUUAGGUGCUGUUUUCUUGCAGCUGUGCAAAAUGUUGAGGCUUUCUGAUCAUCCUAUUGUUCAAAAACUUAUUGAUCCAAGCCUUUUCAUCCAUCGGUUCACAGAGCGCUUGUUAGGUCGAAGGCAUAAUCCUGUGUCUGAAAUAGCACUGCGCAUUGUUGCUAGCAUGAAACGUGACUGGAUGCAGACAGGCAGGAAACCUAGUGGCUUAUGUGGUGCGGCAUUAUACAUAUCUGCACUUUCUCAUGGCUUCAACUAUUCUAAAUCAGAUGUUGUAACUGUUGUACAUAUUUGUGAGGCAACUCUGACAAAAAGGCUAAUUGAGUUUGAGAAUACAGAGUCUGGUUCUUUGACGAUCGAGGAUUUUAUUGCCAGGGCUGAUGAGCUCAAUGAUGUCUCUCAAUCAUAUCAGUCACCCACACCAGGGCAAGUGCUGUGUGAGCACAAGGAUACAAAUGAACCUCAUUUUGCUCAUGGACUUUGCAGACAAUGUUUCAAUGAAUUUAUUAAAAUAUCAGGGGGACUUAAGGGAGGUGCAGAGCCUCCAGCCUUUCAGAAUGCUGAGAAGCAGAGGAUGGAGAAGGCCAGAGCUGAGGCUAAGACUGACUCAUCAUCAAAGCCCACUGCAGAUUCAACUGGAUGUGCAACAAGUGCGUCCCAAGGACCGAAUCUUAAUGGACAUCAUUUUGCGGAUUGUUUUGCUUACAAUGACUCGGAGCAGGAUUUGCAUGAAGAAGGAACUGGAGACCCUGAAAGCUUUUCUGAUAUCGAUGAUGUUGAGGUUGAUGGUUACCUUCACAAUGAAGAGGAAAAGAAAUAUAAGAAGAUCAUAUGGGAAGAAAUGAACAGAGAAUACCUUGAGGAGCAAGCAGCCAAGGAAGCUGCUGCCGCUGCUGCAGAAGCAGCUGAAAAAGCUUAUGUGGCUACUAUGUGUAAUAAUUCCGAAGAAUUUCGUUCGGCACAAGAACUGGCAGCAGCUACUGCAGCAGCAUUGGAAAAUUCUAAAAAGGAAAAGAAGCGAAAGCGAGCAGAAGAGAAAAAGAACUCAAUGCCUGCUAAAUCUCCUCUUGAAGCAACAUGCCAACUACUAAAACGAAAGUCUUUUAGUUCAAAAAUUAAUUACAAGGCGCUGGAGAGUCUGUACACGGAUGGUGCAAAGCAACAACAGACUGAGAUUGGUGAUGGAGAAGCUGACAAUGGUGAGGUGAAGGGACUUGAUGAAGAUGCUGCGGCAGAUGGUAGAGAUGGCUUUGGGACACAGGAAAAUGUCGAAGAAGACCGACAUGAUUAUGAUUAUGAUUAUGGUGAUGGAGAUGAUGGCUAUGGUGAUGUUAAUGAUAACUAUUAUCACAACGAAGAUGAUAAUUAUGGUUAUGGAGAUGAUGACUAUGGCUAUGAUUAGUGGUGCGCUUCCCUUCAGCCUUGUCACCAUACUGCCAUUCAGGUCAGAUAUGUAUGUAUUUAUUAUUCUUUUUAUGCAGCUUGACAAAUGAUUUUUAACAUCUUUGUAUUUGCUAAGUUGCGUUCAUUUUGACAGUUUGUUUAGCUUUUUUUUU
This is a messenger RNA of Phalaenopsis equestris, 2513 nucleotides long. Its product is annotated as transcription factor IIIB 60 kDa subunit. Gene Ontology annotation, biological process: transcription preinitiation complex assembly; transcription by RNA polymerase III; DNA-templated transcription initiation. Gene Ontology annotation, cellular component: nucleus; transcription factor TFIIIB complex; transcription preinitiation complex. Bases 509 to 2359 code for a protein of 616 amino acids. NCBI's taxonomy places the organism in Eukaryota, Viridiplantae, Streptophyta, Magnoliopsida, Asparagales, Orchidaceae. The record is from RefSeq and is a predicted model, not a curated record. The transcript is spliced from 21 exons. Gene Ontology annotation, molecular function: RNA polymerase III type 3 promoter sequence-specific DNA binding; RNA polymerase III general transcription initiation factor activity; TBP-class protein binding.